AGAGCAGCUAUAGUUUAAGCAGCUACGACGAAUGCUUACGACGAAACUGCAGUAUACAAACCAAUUCGUAAGAGGGUGACUCGAAUGAACGACUGAUAAAAUGUCCACAGAAGAAGAUUUUGAGCAAUAUCUUGGCAGCUACAUAGGCGAGGAUCAAUACAUUGCGCUACUACUGGACUACGACGGAACGCUUGCCGAGAUACCAGACCGCCCGGAGCUAAGCGUCAUUCCGCCGGAAACGAAAAAAGUUCUAUACAAUCUUGUCAACAGUGGGAAAGUGUUCGUAGCAAUAAUAUCCGGCCGUAGUUUGGAAGACUUGCGUGGAAAGGUUGGAAUCGACAACGUAAUCUAUUCCGGAAAUCUCGGUCUUGAAAUUCUGCUUCCAGAUGGAACCAGACAUAAUCAAACAAUUUCGGAGGAAACUGCCAACAAUUUCGAAAAAAUGAUCGAUCACCUGACCAAAGAGGUCGCGCACAAUGGAGCAUGGAUUCAGAACAAGCAGAUAGCCAUCACGCUACAUUACCGUGAGAUGAACCCGGAGUUGGUACCCGAGCUGUUAGUGAAAGCAAAUCAAAUCAUUAAAGGUUAUGGCUACCAAACUCACGCGGCUCAUAACGCGCUGGAAGUUAAUCCACCGAUCGAAUGGAACAAAGGAUUAGCCGCAGAACUCAUACUGAGGACAAGUUUUGAUGAAAACUGGAAAAGAAGAAAGGUCAUCUUCGCUGGGGACGAUACUCCUGAUGAGGACGUGAUGAAAGUCAUCAAAGGCUUCGGGAAAUCGUUCAGAAUCACUAGGGGAGUGGAUGUGGUGACUAAUGCCGAUUUUAAAAUCUUAUCUGUCCAAUCAGUGUUCUUGAUGCUUAAAUGGAUUGAGAAGAAAAUGUGCAAAUAGGUGAUAAAGAGAGGAAAUUUUCACCUCAAUUAUAUAGCCUCGUGAAUCAAAACAAUAA
Molecule: messenger RNA, 950 nt
Organism: Topomyia yanbarensis
Lineage: Eukaryota; Metazoa; Arthropoda; Insecta; Diptera; Culicidae
Exons: 3
Coding region: 101-892 (263 amino acids)
Biological process (GO): trehalose biosynthetic process
Molecular function (GO): trehalose-phosphatase activity
Source: RefSeq, a predicted model, not a curated record